GUGGUUCUGGAUGUAUAGGAGGUGGUUCAGGAGGUAAUGGAUGUAUUGGAGGUGGUUCAGGAGGUAAUGGAUGUAUAGGAGGUGGUUCAGGAGGUAAUGGAUGUAUUGGAGGUGGUUCAGGAGGUAAUGGAUGUGGUUCAGGAGGUAAUGGAUGUAAUGGAUGUGGUUCAGGAGGUAAUGGAUGUAUUGGAGGUGGUUCAGGAGGUAAUGGAUGUAUUGGAGGUGGUUCAGGAGGUAAUGGAUGUGGUUCAGGAGGUAAUGGAUGUAAUGGAUGUGGUUCAGGAGGUAAUGGAUGUAAUGGAGGUAAUGGAUGUGGUUCAGGAGGUAAUGGAUGUAAUGGAGGUAAUGGAUGUGGUUCAGGAGGUAAUGGAUGUAAUGGAUGUGGUUCAGGAGGUAAUGGAUGUAAUGGAGGUAAUUCAGGAGGUAAUGGAUGUAUUGGAGGUGGUUCAGGAGGUAAUGGAUGUGGUUCAGGAGGUAAUGGAUGUAUUGGAUGUGGUUCAGGAGGUAAUGGAUGUAUUGGAGGUGGUUCAGGAGGUAAUGGAUGUAUUGGAGGUGGUUCAGGAGGUAAUGGAUGUGGUUCAGGAGGUAAUGGAUGUAUUGGAGGUGGUUCAGGAGGUAAUGGAUGUAUUGGAGGUGGUUCAGGAGGUAAUGGAUGUGGUUCAGGAGGUAAUGGAUGUGGUUCAGGAGGUAAUGGAUGUAAUGGAUGUGGUUCAGGAGGUAAUGGAUGUAAUGGAGGUAAUGGAUGUGGUUCAGGAGGUAAUGGAUGUAAUGGAGGUAAUGGAUGUGGUUCAGGAGGUAAUGGAUGUAAUGGAGGUAAUGGAUGUGGUUCAGGAGGUAAUGGAUGUAAUGGAGGUAAUGGAUGUGGUUCAGGAGGUAAUGGAUGUAAUGGAGGUAAUGGAUGUGGUUCAGGAGGUAAUGGAUGUAAUGGAUGUGGUUCAGGAGGUAAUGGAUGUAAUGGAUGUGGUUCAGGAGGUAAUGGAUGUAAUGGAGGUGGUUCAGGAGGUAAUGGAUGUGUUGGAGGUGGUUCAGGGAGGUAAUGGAUGUAUAGGAGGUGGUUCAGGAGGUAAUGGAUGUAUUGGAGGUGGUUCAGGAGGUAAUGGAUGUAUAGGAGGUGGUUCAGGAGGUAAUGGAUGUAUUGGAGGUGGUCUCGGAGGUGGUAAUGGAUGUAAUGGAGGUGCUUCCGGAGGUAAUGGAGGUGGUUCUGGAUGUAUAGGAGGUGGCUCCGGAGGUGGUUCUGGAUGUAAUGGAGGUGGCUCAGGAGGUAAUGGAUGUAUUGGAGGUGGUUCAGGAGGUAAUGGAUGUAUUGGAGGUGGUCUCGGAGGUGGUAAUGGAUGUAUAGGAGGUGGUUCAGGAGGUAAUGGAGGUGGCUCUGGAUGUAAUGGAGGUGGUUCCGGAGGUAAUGGAUGUAAUGGAUGUAUAUGAGGUGCUUCUGGAUGUAAUGGAGGUGGUUCAGGAGGUAAUGGAUGUAAUGGAGUUGGCUCUGGAUGUAUAGGAGGUGAUUACGGAGGUGGUUCAGGAGGUAAUGGAGGUAAUGGAGGU
This is a messenger RNA of Drosophila mojavensis, 1539 nucleotides long. RefSeq names its product keratin, type II cytoskeletal 2 epidermal-like. The record is from RefSeq and is a predicted model, not a curated record. Bases 97 to 1422 code for a protein of 441 amino acids. Lineage: Eukaryota; Metazoa; Arthropoda; Insecta; Diptera; Drosophilidae. The transcript is spliced from 3 exons.